GUAGUUGAUGUUCAUUUAGCGCAACACCACUAUGUUUCCGGCCUCUGUCGUGUCCACCUUAGGAGGAGGAUGACGAAAGGAACGUCGUCAUUUGGAAAGCGUCGCAACAAGACGCACACUCUGUGCCGCCGCUGUGGCUCUAAGGCUUACCACCUUCAGAAGUCCACCUGUGGCAAGUGUGGAUACCCCGCCAAGCGCAAGAGAAAGUACAACUGGAGCGCUAAGGCUAAGAGGCGCAGCACCACUGGGACAGGUCGCAUGAGGCACCUGAAGGUUGUGUACCGCAGAUUCAGAAACGGAUUCCGGGAAGGAACAACCCCCAAGCCAAAACGUGCAGCUGUAGCUGCCUCUGGGUCAUCUUAGGCAUUUAAAAUAAAUGUGCUGUUAAAAUUGUCA
This is a messenger RNA of Scleropages formosus (Asian bonytongue), 396 nucleotides long. RefSeq names its product ribosomal protein L37 (gene rpl37). Bases 70 to 363 code for a protein of 97 amino acids. Gene Ontology annotation, biological process: translation. Gene Ontology annotation, cellular component: cytosolic large ribosomal subunit; ribosome. The transcript has 4 exons. Gene Ontology annotation, molecular function: RNA binding; structural constituent of ribosome. NCBI's taxonomy places the organism in Eukaryota, Metazoa, Chordata, Actinopteri, Osteoglossiformes, Osteoglossidae. The record is from RefSeq and is a predicted model, not a curated record.